GGGGCAGAAUGUAAAGCUUAGAGACCGUAUACCAUUUAGUGCUCAACAACGUUCUGUAACAACGAUGUAAAAAUCUUAACAAGUGUGACCAUUCUCUCCGCAAUCAUCUGUUUAUAUCGGUUGUUGUUGGGUUGUUUUUGCCAUCUAAUUGGCUUCCCACCGGUUGCAAUGAAAAUAUAUUUCCUGCUGCUCUUGGCUCUCCCUAUCGCCCAGUUGGACGCCUCAAAGUCCGGCACAUCCGACCAAGCGACCAUUGUCGAGUGCCCCGGACGCAGUGUGCCCCAGAUCCGGUCGGAAGCAUCAGAGUCCGAGAUCUCGCUGCUUUUUUACUACGUGUCCUGGGCCAGCGAAGCACGUCAGGCACGACUGGUCUACAAUGGAAUGGCCCACUACUACCAGGAGUACGCCUUCUUCGGAGCCAUCGAUUGCUGGCACUUACAGUGCAAUUGCAGUCGUACUUUAAUGCCGGCAUCCGGAGUCGCCGGCGCAGGCGGUUAUCCUGACAAAUGGCCGACACUGGUCGUGCGUUACGGCCAGAAGCAGUUGCUGCAGUACCAGGGUUCGUGGAGCUUUGAGGAGCUCGCCCGGUUCAUGAAUAACCUGCUUCAGCCACUGGACCGGGCACACAGUAGUCAGAAUCUUGCCGCCAUUCGAAAGCACUCGGAUGCCGUGGUUCUGGGACUGCUCGACUCGCCGGACGACAAGGCCUACAAGCUAUACUUGGCAGCCAGUCUGCGCUGGCUGGAACUGGAUCCCGAGAGGAAUAUCCGCUUCACCGUGAACUUUGGCAACAGUGCCAGGAAGAUGUGGAAGUCUUUAGACGCCAAGCUGCCCCAGUUUGUAGUUAUCGACAGCCGAAAUGGAGUUCAUACGUUUAAUGGUACUUCCGGAGUCUGGAAGUCCAUGGACAUUUUGCGCUGGGUACGGAGCACCCUCAAAAAUAUGUCGCUGUUUUCCAAUAGCUAUGGCAAUCCUAUGACCAUUGCCAUGAAGGCGCGACAUGUUCCCGUGCUAGCUAUGGGAGUUCGAAUGAACCAAUAUCACCAUGCAAGUGUCAUGGGUGAGGAGUUGGCUAACGCUCAAAAAAAGCAGUCGGAGGGAUGCGAGAAUUACUGGAAAAAGAUGGAGGAGCAAUCUGAAGGCUCCCCCUCCCUAAUGCAAGUUCCCAAGGAGCUGUUUCGGGAUUGUGAACAAACCCGGAGUUGUUAUCCUGCCUGGAGUAAAAACAAGGCCGUACUGAAGAAUUAUUAUCGGAUUAACAAGUAUCUUAACCACCUAUGGAGGCAGUACUCACACCAUAAUCAUCCAAGUUAUCGAAACGUCCCCCACUUGCUGCGGCUGCACUCCAGAAACCUUUGCCUGGCACACUCACAGCAUGGAACGCCGGCCAUAAAAAUUGGCAUUGCCAAGAUGGUAACCAAAUAUGGCCAGCUCAUUUGGCAGCAUUCUACUGAGCACGCAGCACACAAUCGUUCGCUGGGCGUGGUGAUCUUCGAUUCUGUGAAAUAUAGAGACUAUUUACAUCAGCUUGGCAUUCAACAGCAGCAUCAGCAAGUGCAGGCUUUCAUCUUGGAUGCGGCAGAAGAGUCGCUGUAUGUUAUGCCACAACAACACACAUUCUCCUACGUAGCUCUCAAGGAUUUUAUACGGCAGUUUUACGCCAGAACUUUGCCAAGGACUCACAAGAAUGGUCCUGCCAUGAUGGAUUCUGGGUUCAGUAAAAAAUACAACAGGCAAAUGCUGUUGCAGGCGCUUCAGCGACCAAAUGCCACCAAUGUGGUAUUUAUACACCGUCCUGACUGCGCUCUGUCCGCCGUUCUAUCCCAAGCAUUUCUGCAGGUUUCGGCGCUACUGAGCAGCCCCGAGGUGCACUUCAUACGCUUCGAUAGCCAGGCGAAUGACUUGCCCUGGGAGCUGGCCAUGCCAAUCACGCCCUCUCUAAUUGUCUUCCCCCAGGUAAAGACCGCGGAAUCCGUGGUGUUCCCGACCGAUGUGCGGAUUGAUGUGCAAAGCGUUUUUGCCUUCGUGAUCGCCCAAUUGGAGCCGGAGCAGCAGGUGCGUUCGGUCCUGACCAGCUGCAGGCGGCGGAUGCGAAACGUUAGGAGCUGUCUUGACUUUGCCCGCAACCUGGUACUGCAGCACGUUAGCCAAUACCUCAAAUUCUGGGAGAUCUAUGAACGUGAGCGGGACGCCAUUCUUUCCCACCUAAAGGAGUUCAACAACCUCCACAUGUCCAUCGAAAGUAGCAUUCGAUUAUAGCGAAAUCCCUCUAAAAAAUAUAACUUUAGUUAGUAGUUACCGUUGAUAAUUCCAGGAUAGGCAGCUGCCCACCUGCUCUCCUUUAGCACGUAAGUCUAAAGUUGUCUCUUCAUAAGGUAUUUAACAAUCAUAGUUGUAUAAAGUUACAUAUAAAAAAGAUAAAUCAA
This is a messenger RNA of Drosophila erecta, 2426 nucleotides long. RefSeq lists its product as uncharacterized. Bases 169 to 2259 code for a protein of 696 amino acids. The record is from RefSeq and is a predicted model, not a curated record. NCBI's taxonomy places the organism in Eukaryota, Metazoa, Arthropoda, Insecta, Diptera, Drosophilidae. The transcript has 2 exons.